ACUCUUGACAUCCUCAAGGAAACAUGAAGACCAUUGCUCUCGUCGCUUUGCUGUUGGGCGCAGCCGCUGCCGUGCCCGGUCUCCGCCAGCGUCGAGACUCCAACUCGCUCUUCUUCGAACUUCCCGCCGACGCAGAUUUGAUUCUUGGCGGAAUCAACACGGGAUUCGAAUGCGGCGACCUGCCCUACGGAUACUACGCCGACCAGGCUAACAGCUGCGCCGUCUUCCACGUGUGUCUGCCCUACAUCGACAACGACCUCUACAUCACCCGCCACUUCUCCUUCCUUCCUGUGCGGCGAACACCCGAGGGAGCGAAGCGAGGCCACUUCGAGGAAGGAACUGCUCCGAGAACUUCAGAGUCCAACGAGUACUUCGGCCGCGAGAAUGUUAACUUCCUCGAAAAGAUUUUCACCCAUGAUAUUACGCAGUCACUAAAGUCAGUGGUUCCCAGCUGGUGUUACCCAGAUCUCUGGGAGAUCUGGGUCUCUGAACUAAAUUCAGCAUUUUAA
Molecule: messenger RNA, 509 nt
Organism: Penaeus vannamei (Pacific white shrimp)
Lineage: Eukaryota; Metazoa; Arthropoda; Malacostraca; Decapoda; Penaeidae
Product: U-scoloptoxin(01)-Cw1a-like
Cellular component (GO): extracellular region
Molecular function (GO): chitin binding
Source: RefSeq, a predicted model, not a curated record